Molecule: messenger RNA, 2440 nt
Organism: Oncorhynchus gorbuscha (pink salmon)
Lineage: Eukaryota; Metazoa; Chordata; Actinopteri; Salmoniformes; Salmonidae
Product: trichohyalin
Exons: 12
Coding region: 340-1479 (379 amino acids)
Source: RefSeq, a predicted model, not a curated record
GAACAGCGGCCAUAACGUUACCUUCAGUGGAUAAACUUCAAACCCCAACAUUGACAGAUUAUUACUCAAAGCUUUUCUCACAUCUUCCACAUUGACCGUGGGCAGCGCCAUCACUGAACGUUUAAAUGUGUUGGGUUGUGGGAAAUUAGUGUUCUCUAUCACUUGACUCUCUUAUUUCCGCGUUGUAAGCAUUUAAUCUAUCAACUACAAUACCCAGAACCCAUUACUGCAACGUGUAAUACGCAAUCACGUUGUCGAGGAUUUAAAAGUGGAACAAGACAGUACAAAUCAGUCUUGGCACCCUUGUCCUAUGGUUUGCGUAGAGCAGCCCUGACUGAGAUGAACUGGGACAACCAGCUGAGCUCCAUCCUCUCAGCAGCUGAUGGCAGUGUUGCCAAGAUGAGGGAGAGACUGACCACGCCAGGGAAUUAUCCAAAAGGUAGAGAAGUAGAUCUCUAUCCAGUCAGGGAGGUGGCUAGUGUGUCAAAUUUGGAGCUCCCUCGUCUCCCCCCUCUCCCCAAGUCCUCCAUCUCUCUCCUCCCCCCUCCCUCCUCUGCUGUGCAGUGGGCAGACCUGGCAGCCGUCCAAUCACAACUGCAGAUCCAGAGCCAGGCCAUAGAGUCUCUGACCCAAAGUCUUCAUGACAUGGACAGAGAGAGACACUCUCAGCAGCGCCACAUACAGGCACUACAAGACGAGGUUCGCAGGCUGCGAGAGCAGGCGACGGAGAGAGAGCGGGAACAAGAAAGGGAUGGAGAGAGGAGAGGGUCAGGGAUGACUAGUCCAGAAGUGGAGAGAAGGAUGGACCAGUGGAGGAGAGAUGUGGCCCGUGAGCUCAGCACUCUGAGAAGGCACAUCACCAGAGCCACAUCACAAGGCAACCUGGAGGAGAGUUUCUGCUCUAAGCUACGAAGGGAGGAGUUGGAUCAUUUGAGGAGAGAGGUGGACACACUCAAAACCCAGCUCAGGAGGCAGGAGGAGGACAUGUUUCUUCAGCAGUCGGAGGCCAGAGAGACGAGGAGGCAGUAUGAACACAGCUGCAAGACACUAGAGGAACUAACAGACAGCUACAGAAACCACAGCUUUGACCUGGCCAAGACUGUUUCUCAAUACACACACACAGAGCAGGAGGUCCGCCAGAUCAGGAUAACUGUAUCGGAGCUGAAGGACGAGAUCAGGAGUCUGAUUCUCCGGGAGAGACAUCACACACCUACUGUUACACUACACACAGCAGUUCCAGCAUUAGCUGCCUUCUCCCGCUGUAAAGAUGCCAGGGGUCAAAAGGCGGCGCCAGACUCUGACUCUGACGACUUCAGUCCCACCCCCAGUCUGGCUGAGGUCAGCUCUGAUGACCUGUCCUGGCUGGAUGACAGAGACACAGCUCCUCCUCUAGCAGUACCUCGGGUACAUCAGAGCUCUCAUUCUGCAGGAAAUGACCUCAGAGGACCAGGAAGUGGCCUGGAUGAUGAUGAUGAUUGAUGAUGAUGGAAACCUUGAGUUGGGGUCAGACAGCCCCCCCGACCUCAGCCUCAAUGACCUUUGAGAGGCUUUGUCAUGCCAGUGUUCUAGAAUGCUAUGAGUUCUUUCUUUGAGAAGUUUUUGGGCACGAACCUCAAACCCUGACUAAAGAGGAUGAUGAAAAGGCUGAACUCUGCUUGAGAAAAAGAAAGCACCUUAUUUUAAAAACUCCUAUGUGAUUAUGCUCUGUCUGUUGUCUUGUGUUUUUUGGGAAAAGGUGUACAAUAGUGUUUUGUAUUACACACCAAUAGUAUUUAACUCAACAGUGUGGCAGCAUUCUGUGAUUGUCUUAAUGAAUUACAUCUGGGGAAAGCUUUGAUUUCACUGACGAUAUACAACUUGAUGAUCACUGGUGUUUUUGAGUCUUAGUAAAAGUAAACAUCAGUCCACCAUAUGUUUUACUAUCUAAGGCUGAUGCAAAUCAGUGAGGUGCUCUCUCUUAUUUGGUACUGUAUUUGUAUCUAUUUACUGUAACGUAUUGAGAUGCAGCCCAGGCCUCUCUUCCCCCUCGCCUUUGGACCACAGACAAGUCCUGCUGUGUAACAUGAGUCAGUCUGUUUAAUAUUUCAGCAGUUAGAGACUGUCUAGCCAGAUACCCACGCCCCCCCCCCCCUCCCCACGAAGGGGAAUGGCCCAUGGAGCGAGGGACCACAGAUGGGUUGGGGAAAGGGGGGUUAAUGGAGGGGGCAAUGGGGAAGGGGUGAGAUAGGGAGGGGCUUUGGCCAUAGUGAUGACAAGUUUUAAUGUGGAUGAUUCAGGGCUUUCUCUUACAGUUCCAUCACACACAGCCAAGUACUAGACCGCUGCUUGUUUAAAUGUUACAUUGACUCACUGUACGGCCUGUAAAACAAAUGUGAUGAUUUUGGGCUUCUGCAACAAAAUUCUGGAUAAAGAGCUGUAAUAAAAUAGUUCAUUUGUUGUA